This is a messenger RNA of Heterobasidion irregulare TC 32-1, 1491 nucleotides long. RefSeq lists its product as uncharacterized. The transcript has 3 exons. The coding region runs from base 185 to 973 and encodes 262 amino acids. Lineage: Eukaryota; Fungi; Basidiomycota; Agaricomycetes; Russulales; Bondarzewiaceae. The record is from RefSeq and is a predicted model, not a curated record.
UUUCCUGUAUUACAACACAGGCGCUUCGCCUAUUGCCUUUAUUGUCGCCCUUCCAUUCCUCAUUCGGUCAAGUUCAACCAGUCCACUCAGUUCAACCUCUUUCCAAGACACCACCCCUCCGCCGUGGCCGGUUUAUAAUUCUCAGAACCUCUUUCAGCUUUUCUGCAACGGCUCGACAUCCGCGAUGGCAACCACAGCUCACGCACCGAGUGGCUACUCAUCCAUCUUCGCUUCAGGGCUCCUCGCUACCCCCCGACCUCAUCGUCACACCGAUUCCGGGUCGUCACCCAUGGCGGAGGACCUCGAGUCGACUCCAACAGGUCUGAAGUCUCAUAUCUCGGAAUAUCCACCAAGCCCGACCCCUUCAUACAUCACCGAAAUGGAAUCUGAACAUUCGCGUUCGCGAGCCUCAAGUACGGCCAGUGUGUCUUCGUUCACGGCCCCACCCCCUAGGCUGAGGAGACGCAGAAGCAGCCUCACGGUCGGCACGAGCGUCAUGGGGAACAUCAAGUCGCCUCUGCGGAGCGCUGGUAACGCGCUCCAACGCACGGUGCUCAUGAGCCCCACCGGUGGCUCGCGCUCCCGCAGUGGGAGUUUGAGCGUCGACGUCGACAACAUGCCACAGCCUAUGUCCGCAUCCCUCAACGGGCGGAUGAGAAGUGGCAGUGUUGGAGACGCGCUGCGAUCUCGUCGCGCGAUUCGCAAACCUGCUGCUGCGCCCCCGUCUAUGCCACUGCCACCUCCGCCCAUGCCCUUGUUUGUUCCGGCUUCUGCCCCUCCGACUGACCAAUCCUUCCGCCGUCCUCUGCAUCGCAGCCAUACCGCGGACAAUAACUGUCAACAUUUCGGCGCUUACCUGACUUCGGAUUUUGCGAACAAGUUGAUCGUGGCCAUGAAAACACCACCGGGGAGUGCCGGGACCAGUCCUGUUGAUGGCGGGUUCUGGGUUAAUGCAAGCGUCAAGGAGAAUUAGGAGAAUGGAGGUGGCUGAGGCUACAUCUUGGCGCACGCGCUACUGGUAGUGCCGCGUAUAAAUCGACUGACGUUUUUUCUCUGUUUUUACUUAUCUAUCAAGAUCGCCCGCGACGCUUAUGCUUCACGCUCUAAUUCAUGAGGGUCAAUCUGGCUCCUACGGACUUCGACCCCAGAUUUCUUGCUCACGUCCUCGCAAUUUUUUCGCUUUAUGUUGUCUCAUUUAUUCCCCCAUCGUACAAUAAAGUAUAUCUGCUUGGACCUCGCACGUCUUCCUCCUCACCUGCUCGUCUUACAUACCUUACUGUAACGUCUAGAGUAGGCGCUCGGCUCGUCCUCUCCCCUAAUCGCGUCGUUCAUCUGACUCUUGCUAACGGUACCUGAUACCUCUCCUUAUUCUUACUCCCACUGCCACAUGCUUGUCGGUUUUAAUAGCUUACUCGAGCUAGACUUGUAGCCGCAGAGAUAUAUACAGUCCUUUGUUGACCUCGUUCACAGUAAUAUAUUCCCUUUUCAGUG